Molecule: messenger RNA, 2748 nt
Organism: Cyprinus carpio (common carp)
Lineage: Eukaryota; Metazoa; Chordata; Actinopteri; Cypriniformes; Cyprinidae
Gene: calcoco1b
Product: calcium binding and coiled-coil domain 1b
Exons: 14
Coding region: 179-1876 (565 amino acids)
Source: RefSeq, a predicted model, not a curated record
GGGCGGAUCAUUGACAUGUGCAUUUGUUAUUGUUUAUUACACUCACACACUCAACUUAAGUCUCAUCAAGAUCAUAGGCACACAUACAAGGACAUGGAAGACCUCAGGUGAUCUGAUUCUUCGAUAAAACUAAUUUUGUAUUAAGUGCAGUCAUAUUACCUGAUUUAUAGCCAUUGCUAUGGAGGAAAAGAGAACUGUGACUUUCCGAGAUGUUUCCAGGAGCUAUUUCUCACAGACAAGGGUGGACUGUCGCUACACUAUAAGCAGUCAUCACAGCUGGAGCAGUCAUGACUGGAUAGGUCUUUUUAAGGUGGGAUGGCUGACAGUGAAUGAUUACUACACUUUUGCCUGGGCUCUAGCACCAGAAGGGUACCAAACAGGAACAGAUGCAAACUGUAGUGUGGCCUUUCAAUCGUCUUAUCUACCAAAACCUGGUGGGGAGGCAUAUCAGUUUGCUUAUGUGGAUGAACGUGACGAGAUAUGCGCAGUCAGUUCUCAGUUUACUUUUUGUGCUCCAAGACCUCUGGAUGAACUUGUUACACUAGAGCAGGAGAAAAAUGGCGAGGAAGAGGAGGGGGAAGAUGGCCUGCUGGUGGUGGUGCCAAAGGCUCUGAUCCUGCAGGAUCUCUUAGAAGGAUGUCAGCAUGAGUUACAUGAGCUGCGUAAGAGGUUUGAGGCUGCUGAUGCUGUGGUCGAGAGAGAAAGGGAGAGAUGGAAAGCUGAAAAACAUGAGCUUGAAAGAGUAAAAAAUGAGAUGAAGUGUCAGAUUGAUGAGCUAAAAAGCAACCUGAGGCAAAGCACUGAAAAAAUUGAGGAACUCGAGCAAAAACAAAAGGAUGUGCAAAGCACUCAUGAAAACAUGGCUGCUGAACUCAGUGGGCUUCUAGCAGAGAAAGAUAAAAAUCAUCAGCAAAUCAAAGAACUCCAACAGGUUGAUGCCACUCUGACUCAACAAAAACAAGACAUAGAGGCCGAACUUGACAGAAUGAAGGAAAGAGUUAAAAAGAUGACCACACAAAGGCGAGAUGAAGAAAAGGAGAAGAAAGAUUUGCAGAUAGAGAAUAAGCAGGCACAUGCUGAGCUGCGGACCUUGCAGGAGCGUCUGGAGGCCAGUGAGCGUAGCACUGAGGCCCUCCGCAGGGACCUGAGUGAACUGGGCUCCCUGCAGAGUCACAGCCAUGCAGAGCUGCAUCAGGUUAGGCUUCAGUCUGCACAGAUGAGUUUACAACUGUCCCAGGCCAACCUGUCACUGCGUGAGGGGCAAGCCACCUGGGCCCAGGAGAGGGAGACUUUAAGACAAAGUGCAGAGUUGGAUAAGGAUCGUAUUCAGAAACUGAGCCGUGAGCUUCAGAAGAAGGAAGAGUGGCUCCAGGAGGAGAGAACCGAGCGAGAAAAACUGGAAGUGGAGCUGGGGAACGAGAAGGACUGUAACCGGGAACUGAGAGCCAGUCUGAGAGCCCUGCAGAAGGAACAAGAGCAGCAUCAGCUGGAGAAACAGGAGCUCUUAGAUCAUAUCCAUGUGCUGGAGCUGAGACUAGAGACAGAGACAGAUGCUAAGUGGGCUGAGGCUGCAGCUACUCCAACAUCUAGCAUUGAUAGCCCUCCAUCAGUUGAAGAAAAGCCACUGCAAGAGUCUUUAUCUGAGCAGUCUUUAUGUGUGGCAGAUCAUGAACAAUCCAGCUUUCAUGCAUCAGCAGAGGAAAGCCAAAAGGAUAAUGAGAUCGAUAUGAGGCUUUCUGUGUACCCAACCCCUUACAAAAAGCAAGAGGACCUAGAAGUGGAGCCUUAUUCCAGUGUCAUUGCUGACAAACCUUUACUGCUUUCUGAACACAACAACAGUGUAUUCAGUGGUCUUGCUGAUGCCCCCAUGUGGUGAACCAGAUGUGGAAUAGAAAUGAAUUGUGUGCAGCUUGUUUACAUCAGAGCAUGGUCAUGUGCUCCUGAUCAGUGUGAAAUAUCAAAACAGUUUUCCAAGCUGGCUUAUUUUAUAGCCAGUGUGUUAUCUAAUAUAUACUAAAAGUGUAGGUGUGGGUGUUCCAGUAGUGUGAAUUUGUUUGUUUGUGCCAGUAUGAAUUUCCUCCAAGAGUAAGGUGAUAUACAGGAAAUUUAGGUAUGUUUUCUAGAUACUCCAUUUAUAGCAUGCAUGCAUACAUACAUAAAGGCAGUGGAUUGGGUUAUACUUUAUUUUAAGGUGUCCUUGUUACAGUGUAAUUAUACAUUUAAGUACUGAGUAAUAUUAAUUAACUACAUGUACUUACUAUUUGGUUAGGGUUAGGAUUAGGGUUUGGUUAAGGGUUACUUGCGUGUAAUUAUGCAUAUGUUAUUAUAAUAGUAAGUACAUGUAACUAUUAAAAAAAAAAAAAUAAAAAAAAGAAAUACUGUGGAUUGUUAUAUUUUAGAUAUAGCAUGAAUAAGUCAGGUGAGCUGCAAUUUUAACUAAUGAGAUCAUUACAUUAUGAAAUUAAAUAACAUUAAAGAAUUUUAUUUUCUUGUUUAGCUAGGUGUGCUGGGUAUAGUUGCCUGUUCUAUAUCACUUAACAAUGACGUAAGUGCAUUCAGGUGCUAAGUUUCCCUUUUACUGUAGGUGGUUUUUAUUGUUUGUUUGUUUGUUUUUUCACAAGUAAAUCACAAUUUUAUCACACUUUGUUCUGUUCAUAGUUUGUGUUGCUGUUAUGCUAUCCAUUCUUGAUCUAAAGUAUAUGUGGUCCUCAAGCCUGGACAGUUUGACAUUAAAUUCUUAAAACAGUA